AUGUUCACGGGUGUUACUAAUAAUGAUCAUUCUUAUUGUGUUACUGGUGCAUUACUUCAGGAUGAAAUUUGUUCAAGUUUUGAAUGGUUUUUUGAGUCUUUCAUUCACAUUUUUGUUACUGCACCACAAACCAUUCUCACAGACAAUGACCUCCCGUAUUCCAUCUUAACUGAUAAGCAUAGCACCAAGCACGGCCUUUAUAUAUGGCAUAUGCUUAAGAACAUUAAGUCCAAUAUGACUUCUAAGCUUGGAUUAAAGUAUUCAGAGUUUUAUACAGAUCUUGUUAAGUUGGGCCCCAACAUACCUCAAAGACUAUUUCUUGUAAAUAAUGACUAUGCUGAAAUGAGAUCAUACUUAGAUGCCCUUAACAAGUGGCAUGAACGGUGGGCCCCAGCAUACCUCAAAGACUAUUUCUUUGCUGAUAUGUCAUCAACACAGAGGAAAAAAUCAAUGAACAAAUUAUUAAAGGGUUUCCUUGAUAGUAAAUCUAUGCUCACAGAAUUUCUUACAACAUUUGAACGGACACUUGAUGCUCAUGAGGAAGCUAAGCAGAUUUCGGCAUACAAGGAACUUGUUUAUUCCACCUGUUCAAUUUUACAAAAUUCUAUCAAAAAUCAAGCUGCCAAUUGUUUAACACA
Molecule: messenger RNA, 638 nt
Organism: Diversispora eburnea
Lineage: Eukaryota; Fungi; Glomeromycota; Glomeromycetes; Diversisporales; Diversisporaceae
Source: the annotation of a GenBank genome assembly